This is a messenger RNA of Puccinia graminis f. sp. tritici CRL 75-36-700-3, 1095 nucleotides long. RefSeq lists its product as uncharacterized. The transcript is spliced from 6 exons. Bases 152 to 658 code for a protein of 168 amino acids. The record is from RefSeq and is a predicted model, not a curated record. Lineage: Eukaryota; Fungi; Basidiomycota; Pucciniomycetes; Pucciniales; Pucciniaceae. Gene Ontology annotation, cellular component: Golgi apparatus.
ACCCGCAACUGCACUAACACCACUUCAGCAUCCCGAUCAAAACCAGAAACGAACCAGCUCGAGAUCAAAGAACGCACACAAUACUUGGGCAACAUCGAUCAUCCAACUCGGAUUGAUAUAGAGAACCUGCUCGGGAAAAAAGAAGACAGAAAUGGCAGUCGCACUGGCGAUGAUUCAGAACGUCCCUCAAUACAUCUCUUCCUUCCGAGAGCAACGCUUAUCAGCCAUCCGACCGUUUUCAGAAUUCUUCGAUUAUCAGAGGAUCUCGCGCCCGAAUGAUCUGAAUGCAGCCACCUCAAGAAUCACCUACAACACUCGCCAUUUCAGCGGCAAUUAUGCCCUGAUCGUCGCCGCCUUGGCGGUCUACAGUCUGCUCACAAAUCCUCUGCUGUUGAUCUCGAUCGGCUUCUUAGUCGGUGGAUUUGGAUGCAUCCAACGUUUUGGCCCCGAUCCUAAUAUGCCAUCCGAAGGCCAAAUGGUCACCCAAAAAUCGCUCUACAUCACCCUCUUUGUCAUCGGCAUUCCGAUGCUUUGGAUCGCUGCGCCCAUCGCAACUGCCAUGUGGCUUGUGGGAUCCUCGGCGGUAACGGUCCUGGGACAUGCCUCAUUUCUUGAACCCAGUGUCGAAUCGGAAUACUCUUCGGUCCAACAAGUAUGAAGCAAAGCCCCAAUAGACCCAGACCCAGCAUCCUCCCGACUCUCUUGCUUGUACGACUUCUUUUUUUGGAUUCCAUUCUUGCCUUGCCUUGUUUUUAUAUAUUAGUUGGUUGGGUGGAUGAGACGAACAAGGGCAUGUUACAUCGGGGGUUGAUGGGUGUGUUGAAUGACAUCGGGUCGAUUUCUUUUUUUUCUUUCUUUGGCUAACUUUUUGUACGCUUUUUUUGUUGGCACAUCCAUCCUCUCAAGAUGCCCCUCACCUCUUUUUUGUUGGUUUGUUCGUCUGCACAUAACCAUAGAGUCGCCCAAAAUCUGAAAUAUUUUGCAAAUUAAUUCCAGUCAUUGGCAUCCUUUCUCUUCAUCCUGACAUUCUUUCUCUACAUCAUCCCCUUUGUCUUCACGUUGCUCUUUUGGUUGCCUGUUUGGUGCUCUGGGGCU